Sphenostylis stenocarpa is the source of this 1998-nucleotide messenger RNA. Lineage: Eukaryota; Viridiplantae; Streptophyta; Magnoliopsida; Fabales; Fabaceae. The record is from the annotation of a GenBank genome assembly.
AUGAGGAUCCGUAACCUGGUGGCUCCCACCCUUCAAUUUCAAACACAAUCUGCCGUUACCGGCAACCUCCGACAACGGCUCUCCCGCCCCGGCGUCGACUUCUCCGCCUAUGGCUCCUCGAUUCAGCACUGCGCUGACCACCGCUUCCUUCGCCAGGGGAAGCAGCUCCAUGCUCGCCUCAUCCUGCUCUCCGUCACACCCGAUAACUUCCUCGCCUCGAAACUCAUACUCUUCUACUCCAAAACCAACCACGUCCGCGAAGCGCGCACGGUGUUCGACACGAUUCCCCACAGAAAUACCUUCACAUGGAACGCUAUGCUCCUUGGCUACUCCUUCAACGCAAUGUUCCGCGACGCGCUCAAUCUAUUCGUGUCGUUCACCUCCUCCACAAACGCCAACGCCUCUCCCGAUAACUUUACCAUAUCCUGCGUUUUGAAGGUGCUUGCGUCGUCGUUUUGUAGCCCCGAAUUGGCCAAAGAGGUUCACUGUUUUGUUCUUCGUCGCUGGUUGGACUAUGAUAUUUUUGUGCUCAACGCGUUGAUAACGUGUUACUGCAGGUGCGACGAGGUUUGGCUUGCGCGGAAUGUGUUCGACAGAAUGUCCGUGAGAGACGCCGUGACAUGGAACGCGAUGAUUGGUGGGUAUUCUCAGAGAAGGUUCUACGAUGAGUGUAAGAGGUUGUACUUGGAGAUGUUGAAGGUUUCUGGAGUUGCACCCAAUGCGGUUACGGCGAUGAGUGUGAUGCAGGCAUGUGGACAGUCCAUGGACCGUGCCUUUGGAAGGGAGGUUCACCGUCUGGUGAAGGAGAGUGGAAUUGAGAUUGAUGUUUCGCUUUCUAAUGCUGUGGUUGCCAUGUAUGCGAAAUGUGGUAGUUUGGAUUAUGCAAGGGAGUUGUUUGAGGAAAUGCGCGACAAGGAUGAGGUUACUUAUGGGGCGAUUAUUUCAGGGUACAUGGAUUACGGAUUUGUGGAUGAAGCCAUGAGUAUUUUUAGAGGGGUGGAGAACCCUGGAUUGAAUAUGUGGAAUGCUGUGAUUUCUGGUAUGGUUCAGAAUAAAGAGUUUGUUGGGCUUUUUUAUUUGGUGAGGCAAAUGCAGGAUUCUGGUUUGUGUCCCAAUGCUGUCACACUCGCUAGUGUUCUUCCUUCGUUUUCGUACUUCUCGAACCUGCGUGGAGGGAAAGAGGUGCAUGGUUAUGCUACAAGGAGAGGUUAUGAGGAAAAUGUUUAUGUGGCAACUUCUAUUAUAGAUGCUUAUGCAAAACUGGGUUAUAUUCAUGGGGCACAAAGAGUUUUUGAUCUUUCACAGAGUAGGUGCUUGAUUAUUUGGACAUCUAUUAUAUCUGCUUAUGCAGCUCAUGGUGAUGCUGCUUUGGCACUUGCUUUCUAUACUCGUAUGCUAGAUAAAGGAAUUCAACCUGACCCCGUGACGUUAACUUCUGUAUUAACAGCUUGUGCUCAUUCCGGAUUGGUUGAUGAAGCUUGGGAUAUCUUUAAUUCAAUGCCUUCACAAUUUGGCUUUCAACCCUUGGUAGAGCACUAUGCUUGCAUGGUGGGUGUUCUUAGUCGAGCUGGAAAGCUCUCAGAAGCAGCACAACUUAUUUCUGAAAUGCCAAUUGAACCAAGUACUGAAGUUUGGGGUGCUCUGCUGCAUGGGGCUUCUGUUUAUGAUGAUAUUGAAAUGGGAAAGUUUGCUUGUGAUCAUUUGUUUGAGAUUGAGCCUGAAAAUACAGGGAAUUACAUUAUUAUGGCCAAUUUAUACUCACAUGCUGGGAAAUGGGAACAAGCUGGUGUGGUUAGGAAAAGAAUGAAAGAAAUUGGGUUACAGAAGGUCCGUGGAAGUAGCUGGAUUGAAAUGAGUGAAGGAUUACUGAGUUUCAUUGCCAAGGAUUUGUCGAAUGGAAGAUCUGAUGAGAUGUAUGCAGUGCUGAAAGGGUUGCUUGGUUUGAUGAGAGAAGAAGGAUAUGUUUUACUGGAAGAGUUAGACUACGAGAAUGUUUAG